GUUUGGAGCAGGACGGUAAAUAUAAGGCCUCUGGGCUCCUUUCUCCUUCCUGCGCACUUGCCCUUCAUCGCGGCCAUGCCACCCUACACCAUCGUCUACUUCCCUGCCCGAGGUGUGCCACCUGCUCCUCGGGGAAGACAAAGGGCACCGAUGGGCACAGGCCAGACACUCAGGCUGCUCCCUGGUCUCGGGGGCUGGGGGCGCUGCGAGGCCAUGCGCAUGCUGCUGGCUGACCAGGGCCAGGACUGGAAGGAGGAGGUGGUGACCAAGGACGCCUGGCUGCAGGGCCCCCUUAAGGCCUCCUGUCUGUAUGGGCAGCUCCCCAAGUUCCAGGAUGGAGACCUGACCCUGUACCAGUCCAAUGCCAUCUUGCGCCAUCUGGGCCGCUCCCUCGGGCUCUACGGCAAAGACCAGCGGGAGGCAGCUCUGGUGGACAUGGUGAACGACGGUGUGGAGGACCUCCGAAGGCUCUGUGGUCACCUCAUCCGCCACAACUAUGAGAAGGACAAGGCCCAAUAUGUUGAGGAGCUGCCUGGGCACCUGAAGCCUUUUGAGACCCUGUUGGCCCAGAACCAGGGGGGCCAGGCCUUCAUCGUGGGUGACCAGGUACACUGGGGAGCGACCCACACGCUUGGGUGUUUCACAUGGGCUCUCACGUUGUCCGCGCUGGUGUGUCACCCACGGUCACCCAGGCCGUGUAGCAGGUGGCCAGCAGGUGUGUGGCUGAAGGCAGAUUUGGAGCUCUAGUCAGCCUCCCCUUGGGGAUCAAGUGGAAGGACAAGGUCUCCCUCCGCUUCAGCGAACCUCUGUCAGCCCCAGGCGGGGUGCCCCACCCAGUGCCCAUGCCCAGUCCACCUCUCCCUCCUGAAAGGCUGUGGCUGCCUCCCCCCAACUCCCAACCCUCAGUGCCCCUGGUGAGCUACCUGAGACUCUCUUCCCUGCUCUGGUCCUGGACCUGGGCCUGGCGGUCGGGACCCCUGCCUGUCCUUCCCCAGCUGUGCAGCCUUGGACAAGUGACCGAUCCUCUCUGACAUCACAAAGCGCCACACUGUUUACUGAGCACCUCCUCGGGGCCAGGCACUUGCAGGUCUUGAUCUCGUGUUACAGAUGAGAAAGCUGAAGUCAGAGCUGGAACUUGUACCCUGCCUGCCAAGCCUCGUUUCUCUCCCAAAAGCCCGGGAAAUGCUCUCGAAUGUGCUCUGGACAAAGUGGUCAUUGAAGAGGUUAUUUACAAUGUUAAUGUUAGUUAAAUGUUAAAUAUCCUGAUUGAAAUAAACUUAAAGCCACAGGGAAUGUGAGAAGCCAGAGCACAGGUCACAGCCAAGCCCUGGCCUGCUGUCCCCAGCUCUGCAAAC
This is a messenger RNA of Molossus molossus (Pallas's mastiff bat), 1355 nucleotides long. It is a transcript of the gene GSTP1, whose product is annotated as glutathione S-transferase pi 1. The record is from RefSeq and is a predicted model, not a curated record. Lineage: Eukaryota; Metazoa; Chordata; Mammalia; Chiroptera; Molossidae. Gene Ontology annotation, biological process: glutathione metabolic process. The transcript is spliced from 7 exons. Gene Ontology annotation, molecular function: glutathione transferase activity. Bases 76 to 747 code for a protein of 223 amino acids. Gene Ontology annotation, cellular component: cytosol.